Drosophila biarmipes is the source of this 5799-nucleotide messenger RNA. RefSeq names its product serine protease filzig (gene flz). Lineage: Eukaryota; Metazoa; Arthropoda; Insecta; Diptera; Drosophilidae. The coding region runs from base 50 to 5131 and encodes 1693 amino acids. The transcript is spliced from 7 exons. Gene Ontology annotation, biological process: proteolysis. Gene Ontology annotation, molecular function: serine-type endopeptidase activity. The record is from RefSeq and is a predicted model, not a curated record.
CGGUCUAGGCCAAGAACUCCCCGCAAGUGUCCGGCCAGCAGCAGCAAACAUGUUUAAGUGGGUUACGCCGGCCUCAACGGCAACGUUGUCCCGCUGCACGGCGACCACAGCAACGACAGCGACGACGACGAGAACAACAAAACCACAACUACUUUCCAUCGCUUUAACAAGUUUAAUAAUAAUAGUCGCAUCGUUUGUGCCGACAACAAGUGGAUUUAGAUCAAUUGAAGCGAAUGGCGCUGGUCGCAAGCUGUUUGGAGGCUACCGCAUCACCCCGAAGCACUGCCGGGCCACCAAGACGCUGCCCAGCUCGGAUCCGCGGGCCAAUGGACCCACCAUCUGCAUGUUCAACCACGAGUGCGCCCAGAGGGGCGGCGAGGUGGUGGGAGCCUGCAUGGACGGCUUCCUCUUUGGCGCCUGCUGCCAGAUCCCGCCCACCCACGAGCUGGCCAGCACGCUGAUCAACGAGGCCCAGAACGCCUACUUCCAGCAGCACCAGCAGCAGACGAAGCUCCAGCAGACGGCGGCCCAGUCCUCCUUCGAGAGCUACGGCGAGCAGUCCCAGCAGCAGCAAUCCCUGAGCGAGGAGCAGGUGGCCCCGCAGCCAUCGCAGAACAUCUACGAUCAGCAGAACCUGGACAAGGUGUACCAGCAGUUGGGCAGCAGCAGCAUCAGUCCGCCCAGUGGUGGCUAUGGGGCUGAGCCGGAGCCGGAGCAGGAGCCAGUAGCAGUGCAACCCGUUCGAGAUGAGCCUGUGUACUCCAUCAGCAGUUCCUCCACCGAGGCCACCCAGUCGCAGUCCUCCUCCGCCAGUGUGGAGUUCGAACAGGAGACCUCUCGGCCGGCAGACAUCUCCAUCGAGCAGACCACCCAGAAGGUCACUAAGCCACCCGUCCAGCCUCCGACCUUCCACGUCCACAAGCACUCCGUGACCAUCAACUCACCCUCGUUGCCUCCUCAGAACGAUGACUUUGUGAUGCAGGUGCUCAGCACUUUGCCACCGGAGCACGCCGACGACCACCACGUCGUCUUCACCACCGAGGUGCCCAUGAAGAUUGCCAGCGGUUUGCAGGAUCAAGCCAGUUCCGAGUCCAGCUCCUUUGAGGAGCUUUCCUCGACGCCUGCGGCCACCCAAAAGCCGAAGACGAAGCCCACUCCGAAACCCACGCAGAAGGCCACCAAGAAACCCACUCCGAAGCCCACGCAGAAGGCCACCCAGAAACCCACUCCGCAGCCCACGCAGAAACCCAAGCCGAAACCCGUUCCCCAGUUGGCGGAGACCAUGAAGCGACCCAUCCAGCAGAAGCCACAGGCGGUUGUGACAAUCAAGCCUAGUCCGAAACCUGCCCAGUCGUCCAAUGUCCACCAGCACAACCACAACCAUUUGGUCCUGGAUGGCGGAGAGUUCACGCACAGCGAUAUCACUCACCCCGGAGCAGAUGCCGAUCUCGUUGAGGACCUGCAGUUCUCCACGGGCUAUGGACCACAGCCUGUGUACGCAGAACCACCAAAACAGGAGCAGGAACAACAGCCACAGCAGCCGGCGGAGCAUAGCUACAUCUCUUCCAGCACCAGCGCCAAACGUCCAACGACCGGUCAGAACAGUCCCACCACCAUUUCCUCGAUUACCACCCAUGUGGACUCCAUAGAAUCCAUCAUCCUGCAGCUGAACAACACCAGCCAUGGUCCCAGCUACAAUGUGGUGAGCCAGCAGACUCCUUCAUAUGGAUACCCCGACGUUGGCCAAGUUCAUAAAGAGCCAGCCACCCAGCCGCCUUCGUUCUACCAGGAAAACGAGGCGGAGAAGGUCCAGGAGCAGGAGCAAGAGUCACAGACGCAGGAUUAUGGUUAUACCACCACUGUUAACUACGAGUCCUCCUACGAGAAGGUUUCCGAUGAGCAGGAUGCCUCGGCAGCUGUCAGCCAGUCCGCUGAGAUGCCCACCGCGCGUCCUGGCUACGGAGAAGAUGUCUCCGCCGUGCUGGAGGAUCACACGCUGCCCGCCAGUGGCUACAACGAUGCAGUGGCUCCAGUUGCUCCGCAGACCUCCGACUUCAACAAGAUGCCCGUGAUGGGCAUUGCCUACCCCGUGGAUAUGUCUUACAUGGAGGAGGAUGGUAACCUGCCCGCCACUGCCGCUGGCUAUGGCCAGGUCAGCAGUGACUCCUUCGAGGCCAGCACUGAAUCCGCAUACCAGAAGCUCUCCACCGUCCAAACGGAGCAGUCGCAGCCGGAGCCGCCGCAGCCGCCGCAGCCGGUGCCCACAUAUGUGCGUCCCACCACCAAUGCCAACAAGCAGAAUCGCCCGGUGGCCUCAUACAUUGGAAUGGUGACUAUGCAGCACUACAACCCGCAGCCCGGAAGUAAUGGCUACCAGGCCCAAGUUCCCGCCGAAGUGUCCGUGUCCUCGCACACCACCAAGGUGCAGGAGCAGUACGACGACACCUCCAAUGGCUACCAGCAAUCGGAGACCACCUCCGGCUAUGUAUCCCCACCAACAUCGGCUCCUCCACCAGCUCAGCGACCUCAGUACGACGCUGUGCAGGAAGAUGCCUCCUCGGAGCGACCCGUUCUGGUGACUGCCAGUCCCAGGCCUCGACCCAAGCCCACCACGAAGCGACCGGCCAUAAAGAGACCCAUCAGCGGGGAUAACACUAAGAGAAAGCCUCAGCCUCAGCCACAGCAACAGCCCAGUGCUGGUGCCUAUAACCAGGAGAAGAUCAGCGAGCACAGCACCAGGAAACCCGUAUCCACUGGCUACGACAAUGUACCCGAGUCGCCCAUCCAUCACAUUCAGAUCAAGAAACCAGCGGCUAAUCACCACAAGGAACAGGAGCAGAGUGGCUACCCCAGGCCAGCUAGUCCAGUAUACGAACAGACCACUGCCUCAGCUCCUGCGCCGGCUGCUCCGGUUGCUCCGGCCCUCAACUACGACAAGCCAGAUGCCCCGCCCAGCCAGUUCGACCAGCUAUCUGCUCCAUCCGCCGGCUACGAACAGCUGGCGCCGAUGCCAUCGCUCAUCUACAACGAGGAGCAGGCCAGCUCGCCGGGAAGGAGGCCGUCCACGUCCAAGCCCAUUUCCACCAGCUAUGUGACCGGACCCAGCACUCCUCGUCCGCCCGCCACCGUGGACUAUCACUACGACAAUGUACCUCCUCUGUUCAUGGCGGACGACAAGCUGGACGCCUUCAUCCAGAGCACUGCAGAGAACAUUGUAGGCUCCACGCCGGGCAACUACCAGCCCCCGCUGGUGGCCACCGCCUCGACGCCCAUCUAUGCCCAGAGGCCCACGAGCAGUGGUGUCUAUGGGCACAAGAAGCCUGGCUUCGUGCAGAUCAAUGGAACCCCGAAGCCCCCUAGGCCGACGGUCCUGAUCACACCCAAGCCCACCGCCAUUAACCUAGUGACCUACAGCACCUUGAGUGACGAUAGCAACAAACUGGCCUCCAGCGCGGCCUCCUUUGUGACCGGCAGACCCGGAGUGCAGGGAGUUAGCUCCAACGACUUCGAGGAUCCCGGAUACUUUGGCAGCAGUCCCGUGCACGUGGCCUUCACCCAAUCCACCACAGAGGCCAUCUACGCUGUGCCCUCCGACGACAAGCCUGCUUUCCCCGGCUACUUUGGGCCCACGCCCUCGUAUCCCGCCUUCUCGGUUCCAGGCGAGAAGGUCGGCCAGAAUCUGAUGGAGGAGACCUACACGUCGCCCAACGACUUCGUCAACUUCCCGCCGGUGAGGAAUCCCAAUCUGAACAUGUCUGCCGCCUCCAGCGCAGUGACCAGCGACCUGGACCUUUCCACUCCCGCCUUCGUGGAGGAUGUGGUGCUGAAGGACAAGAUGCACACGCUGGUCCACAAGUUGGUGGCCUCGCUCCAGGGCAACUUCGAGGCCCUGGCCGAUAUGAUAGAGGAGCCGGGAAGCAACAAGACCGUGGCCACCUACCAGGCCGGAGCAGGAGGAGCAGCCAAGCCGGUGAGAGUGGCCACCACGCGCAAGCCCGUGAAGGCAGCCACCACAGCCAAGCCGAAGGUGACCACCAAGAAGCCCGUGACUCGGGUCACGACCAAGGCUCCCAACAAGAAGACGUCCGCCGUGAGCAGCACUACCAAGAAGCCCGUUACCCGUCGCACCACCGUGGCUCCCAAGGUAACCACCACCACCCGGAAGCCGGCGACCAAGAAGCCAACCCGCCGGGUGAGCAGCACCGUGAAGACCACCACAGUGAGCUCGGCCCGGCCGGCGGACGAUGAGAUCGUGGACGAGGAGGACGAAGAGGACGUGAACCCCAAUCCCAGCGAGAACGAGGUCGACCAGGGCGCCACCCUGAGUUCCUACGGCGGAGCCAACGGCCGGAAGAUUCAGUGCGGUGUGCGGCCCCAUGUCAAGUCCGGCCGCAUCGUCGGCGGCAAGGGCUCCACCUUCGGCGCCUUCCCCUGGCAGGUCCUCGUCCGGGAGUCCACCUGGCUGGGCCUGUUCACCAAGAACAAGUGCGGCGGCGUCCUCAUCACCAGCCGCUACGUCAUCACCGCCGCCCAUUGUCAGCCCGGUUUCCUGGCCUCUCUGGUAGCCGUCAUGGGCGAAUUCGACAUCUCCGGCGACCUGGAGAGCAAGCGUUCCGUGACGAAGAAUGUAAAGCGUGUCAUUGUCCACCGGCAAUACGAUCCGGCCACGUUCGAAAACGAUCUCGCCCUGCUGGAGCUGGACAGUCCCGUGCAGUACGAUACCCAUAUAGUGCCCAUUUGCAUGCCCAAUGAUGUGGCUGACUUCACUGGACGCAUGGCCACCGUGACCGGCUGGGGACGCCUCAAGUACGGCGGAGGAGUGCCCUCUGUCCUGCAGGAGGUGCAGGUGCCAAUUAUCGAGAACAGCGUUUGCCAGGAAAUGUUCCACACUGCUGGCCACAACAAGAAGAUUCUCUCCUCCUUCCUGUGCGCCGGUUACGCCAAUGGCCAGAAGGACUCCUGCGAGGGUGACAGUGGUGGUCCGCUGGUGCUGCAGCGACCGGAUGGGCGGUACGAGCUGGCCGGAACCGUUUCCCACGGCAUCAAGUGUGCGGCGCCGUAUCUGCCGGGCGUCUACAUGCGCACCACCUUCUACAAGCCCUGGCUGCGCAGCAUAACGGGCGUGAAAUAGGGAGGCACCUCCAGAGCAUCAGAUCCUCCAGAGCCUCCGAGAUGGCCCGGUGGACUCCGACUAGCUGCUGGGGAAGGAGCAACAAGUGUAAAUAGAACGUAGAGUUGUAAGAGUCGUGGAGCGUUACAAAAGUUGACUCAACUUUUUGGCGACGUCGCAUUUUCCGAACCCUUCCCCGAGAAUCCUCCUCCCUGCAACUUUCAUUAGCUUAAUUGAAAAUCAACUGCAGCAACUUCAAACGAAAUACGCUGGGGACUCGCACAUCCCGGGGAUUGAAUAUUCUGUUUAAGCCGGCUGCAGGUUCCGUCUUUUUAGUACGCGUGCCUAACACUUGUAGAGUCUGAAUGAGAAUUACGCUAAUUGAGAGCCGUAUGCUUAAGACAUAUUUAUUCUAGUUCUAAGCCUAUUUAUUUGACUAUUUAUUUAUUUAUGCGAGGAAGCGAAGCGAUUUGUGCGUUUGAUUCAACUAAAAAAAUUGUUAUUCUCAUAGGCAAAUUGUUGUUAUGUUCAAAUGAAAGCGAGAGCAAAUGUUUUUAGUUCAAUUGAAUUUACUAAUUUAUCGAUUUAUAUUAUUAAUUUUUUUAUCUAAUUACGUUUUAUGUUAAUUGUUAAGUGAGCGAACGAAUCGAAAAGAGAUCGAAAUAAACGACAUAAAUAUUAGUAGAAAA